AUGAAUAUAUGCAAUAUAAAAUAGAUAAACUAUAUGAAAACUAUAAUAAAUGCCCUAUUUCUUAUAGAAAAAUAAGCAAAAAAUCAUUUAAAAAGUAAUCAUAUAUAUAAAUUACUAUAUUAGGAAAAAAUUGGAUCAUGCUUUUCCUAUAUUUUUGUCUAAAUUUUAUCAAUGGUGCUGUUUUUUGCGCUUUUAGUUCUAUAUCAGAAGAAGCUGAAAAAUAUUAUAAUGCGAACGAAGACCAAAUUACUAUGUUUAUAACAAGCUUCAUGAUCACCUCGAUUGCUUCUGCACCAAUCACACCUUGGAUUUUAAGCAAGUCUUAUCAUUGAACCAUGAUGGCAUCUUGAAUUUCUGCUUUUGUUGGGUGUUGAGUUAAAUAUUUGGCUGGGCAUGAUUAUUAUAUAGCUUUGUUUGGGCAGUUUAUUUUUGCUUCAACAAAUAUGCUAAUUUUAUGCGGAUGCUUAACGUUAGCUUUCUUAUGAUUUCAACAAGAAGAUCAGGGCAUUGCAAUUGCUGUAGGAAGUAUUAGCAAUUUUAUUGGGAUGGGGACUUCGUUUAUAUUAGGACCGUAUGUGAAAAAUAUACCGAUAUUAAAUUUGUCUCAUGCUGUAUUUUCUACUAUUGUUACAUCACUAAAUAUUUUGUGCUCUAGUAAAGAUCCUUUAAAAAGAAAGGAAUCGGAUAUGCUAAGAGGAGCAAUUACACUGAUUAAGGAUCCUAUGAUGAUGUGCAUUGUUUUUUGCUCAGGCUCAGGAAUAGGAAUAAGCUAUGCUUUAAUUGGAGUUUUAUCUUUAAUAUUAGAGCAUAAUGGAAUUACCAUGAUACAAGUAGGCUGAUUAGGAUUUAUUAUGUCUUUUUCUGGGCUGACAGGAGGACUAAUUGCAUCUUACAUUGCAAUGAGAUACAACUCAGUCCUUUGAUCUUUAAGGGUAUUUUUGAUAAUGUCUAUAGCAUCUAUAAUGGUAUGGGCUUCGCUAGAUGGUGACUAUAUAGUUUCUAUCUUUGGAAGCAUGAUAGUUGGCUUUGGAUUAAUUGGCCACAUCCCUUUAGGAAUUAGAGCAGCACUUCAACAAAACUCAAAACUAGAAGAAUCAAUACCGUCUAAUAUGAUCUUCUUUUUAGCUACCUUAUUUGGUCUUAUUUAUACAUACCCUAUUAUAUCUUUUUAUGAGCUAUCAAAUCUAUCUGCUUUAUGGAUGAUUGGGAUUUUGACUUCUGUGAGUUUUGGGAUAUUUUUUAUUAUUUCUUACAAAAUUCCGAAUACACAAAUCAAGAUUGACGAUUCAAGUACUUUAAACUCAGAAAAUCCAAAAAUAAAUGAUUAUUCUAGCUUAUAAAUGCAGAGGAUUGGAGAAAGUUAUAAGAGUUUCAAGGUAUUUAUAAUAAAUUUAUAUAG
Messenger RNA from Blepharisma stoltei, 1399 nucleotides. Lineage: Eukaryota; Ciliophora; Heterotrichea; Heterotrichida; Blepharismidae. The record is from the annotation of a GenBank genome assembly.